This is a messenger RNA of Paraglomus occultum, 330 nucleotides long. The record is from the annotation of a GenBank genome assembly. Lineage: Eukaryota; Fungi; Glomeromycota; Glomeromycetes; Paraglomerales; Paraglomeraceae.
UGCAAAGCCGAGCGUACUCCGAUCACAGUCGACGCAAUAGAUCCCACAUAUUUAACCGAAUCCACAUUCCUCAACAAACUUCAAUCUGAAGUCAACGGCUGGGUCAAGAAAAUUCAAAAAGUCACCCAGCUUGAGCAAGACCCCGCUACUGUGACAGCAAGUCAAGAAAUAAACUUUUGGCUGAAUAUGGAGAAAUCGUUAGAAGCAAUCGAAAGACAAGUCAAGAGUGAAGAAGUGACGUUUACAAUGGAGCUAUUGAACACGGCCAAGCGUUUUCAUGUAACUACAUCAUUCUAUGCUGACACUCGACUAAAAGAAGCAACCGAGAAG